Molecule: messenger RNA, 1569 nt
Organism: Ctenopharyngodon idella (grass carp)
Lineage: Eukaryota; Metazoa; Chordata; Actinopteri; Cypriniformes; Xenocyprididae
Product: alpha-1-antitrypsin homolog
Exons: 5
Coding region: 115-1470 (451 amino acids)
Biological process (GO): negative regulation of endopeptidase activity
Molecular function (GO): serine-type endopeptidase inhibitor activity
Source: RefSeq, a predicted model, not a curated record
UCACAGAAUGGGGGUGGAAAUGGGUUAAUGUUUAAAAAUUUUACUCGGCUGAUGCUUGAAGGACUAUAAAUUGACUCCACUCCAUCUGAACAGUCUCCCGUCAAGAGGACUUUGAUGGAGGAUAAAAUACAGGUGAAAAAAAUGUGGGGAAAGAUUUAUUGCUGUACGAUUGCUGCUCUGCUGCUAGCAACAGCCUGGGCCGCGCCCCACGAAGGCCACGACCACGAAGGCCACGACCACGAAGGCCACGACCACAAAGGCCAUGACCACGAAGGCCACACAGCCGAGCACCACCACCAUUUUCACCACGGGAAGGACGAACCCCACCCCAGCCACGAGGGUGCCUCCGAUGCCUGCCACCUGCUCUCUCCACACAACGCUGACUUCGCCUUCUCUCUCUACAAGAAACUUGCGUUCCACCCUGAUGCCGAGGGCAAGAACAUUUUCUUCUCCCCGGUUGGGAUCUCAAUGGCUUUGAGCAUGCUGGCUGUAGGAGCCAAGGGCAGCACUUAUUCACAGAUAUACAGCAGUCUGGGUUAUAGCGGGUUUGAGACUGAGCAGGUCAAUGAGGGUUAUGAGCACUUGAUCCACAUGCUGGGCCACAGCCGGGAUGCCAUGCAACUGGAAGCAGGAGCGGGUGUAGCCAUCAGAGAAGGCUUAAAAGUGGUGGACACGUUCCUGAAGGAAGUUAAGCACCACUACAACAGCGAAGCCUUCAGCGUUGACUUCUCCAAGCCUGAAAUUGCUGCAGAGGAGAUUAACAAGUUCAUCGCCAAGAAAACCCACGACAAGAUAACCAACAUGGUGAAGGACCUAGACUCAGAUACGGUGAUGAUGCUGAUUAACUAUAUGUACUUCAGAGGGAAGUGGGACAAGCCAUUUGAUGCAACACUGACCCAAAAAGCUGACUUCCAAGUGGACAAGGACACCACCGUGAAAGUUGACAUGAUGAAAAGAACCGGCCGCUAUGACAUCUAUCAAGACCCUAUCAACCAAACUACGGUCAUGAUGGUGCCCUACAAAGGCAAUACUUCCAUGAUGAUCGUUCUUCCUGAAGAUGGAAAGAUGAAGGAGGUUGAAGAAUCCAUCUGCAGACACCAUGUUAAGACCUGGCAUGAUAAACUCUUCAGAAGUUCUGUGGACCUGUUUAUGCCCAAGUUCUCCAUCACUGCAACAUCCAAACUGAAAGGCAUUCUGCAUGAGAUGGGAAUAGCCGAUGCAUUCAGUGACACAGCAGAUUUCUCCGGGAUGAUAGAAGAGGUUAAAGUCAAGGUGUCAGACGUUGUCCAUCAGGCAGUCCUCAGUGUGGACGAGAAGGGCACAGAGGCAGCGGCUGCAACCACGAUAGAAAUAAUGCCCAUGUCCCUGCCAGACACCGUGGUGCUCAACCGGCCUUUCAUGGUACUGAUUGUAGAGGACAGCACCAAGAGCAUCCUCUUCAUGGGCAAGAUCACCAAUCCUACUCUCUGAGGUCCUACUCCAAAUAUAACUCACCGGCCCUCUGCAUAUGGCUGCUAAUCUUUAUGUAGAUCUCAUUGUAAACUGCAAUAAAUGUUGAUUUGAUUGUAA